This is a messenger RNA of Pleurotus ostreatus (oyster mushroom), 573 nucleotides long. RefSeq lists its product as uncharacterized. The transcript has 5 exons. The record is from RefSeq and is a predicted model, not a curated record. Lineage: Eukaryota; Fungi; Basidiomycota; Agaricomycetes; Agaricales; Pleurotaceae. The coding region runs from base 1 to 573 and encodes 190 amino acids.
AUGUUGGAAGGGCAUGGUGCGGCCCUUCUCCUUCCAAUCCUUCCUUCCUCAGUAUCCCUGAAGCAAUGGCGCCUAAUGACCGACGGGCAACCUGCCUACACGCCAUUCUGCUUGCUCCGAAGACAAACAGUUAUCAAGGCGGCGAAAAGGCUUAGAAUGCGCGGGGUAGGGAGAGGGGACGCCGUGGAUGUGGUGAAAACCCUGCCCAGCUGCCAGCUGCAGGAUUGCGAACAACACCGAAAAUGGAGCCCCAUAUGCACGCUCCAUGGGUUACAAUCUCAAGCACCCUCGGCCCACUGGCACGUUCAAGUAGCCACCCCAAUGUGCUUCGUACAACCAAUUUCUCCAUUGCGGCAUCGUCGACAAUGUGCCAUGGGUGAGAGGAAAAGGGCUGUCUGCAACAUGCAAAGGUCGUCGGAGGCAGUGGGCGGAGUGUACAACGGCACAAUGGGUGGCACAGGGGGUUCCAGUCGUCGACACUCGAUACCCUCGGACGCAAAGAGCCCGCAAGACUCAUUUGGUGCCCACCACCCGCGUUGCGCAGUUGCUGACGCUCUCAAGGCCGGGUUCUAA